CCAGUUUCUAACCUCUGAUCGAUCAUCUAUUAUUGCCUCUCUCUCUCUCUCUCUCUCUCACUCUCUCUCUCUCUCCCCACCACGUUACGCAGAGGAAGCUAUCUACCUUCUUUCCAAUCUCUCUGUAAAAAAAGGUUAUAUUUUUCUUUUUUAAUAUUAGCAGCUUUGGUUGAAUAUUUCCUGAAGAAAAUCUUGCUACGAAAAUGGGUUUUUCAUGUCAAACAUACUUGGCUAUAUAAAAAGCAUUUUUCUCUGAAGAUCAUCGAUAGCCAAGGCAGAGCUUAACAAAGAUAUGUUGGAUCUCAAUGUUGAUAUCCUCUCCAGCUACUUACCUUGUGGGGAAACGGAGGAGACAGUAAUUGUAAAGAUGGAGAAGGCGCUUCCAGAGGGCUCCAGAACCCAAAUGGAAGACUCCGGGACCUCCACCUCCUCCGUUGUAAAUGCCGAAGAAGCUCGAAGCUCUGCCCGGGACGCUGACUCUCCGAACAACGCCUCCGAGUUCAUGUUUGACAUCUUGAGAAAAGGGAAACGCCAUGUCCCCAGAGACGAAACCCCGGCACCGGAGCCCGUUACCAGGCAGCUUUUCCCGGUGACCAGAGAGCCGUCGAGGCCUCAAUGGUUGAACUUGUCGUUUGCCGACUCCGGUGGUCAGGCCGAGCUGAGUAUUUUGCAGCUGAAGCAACCGCAAGUGAGGAAAAGUAGGCGGGGGCCGAGGUCCCGGAGCUCGCAGUACCGGGGCGUUACGUUUUACCGGAGAACCGGGCGAUGGGAAUCCCACAUAUGGGAUUGUGGGAAGCAAGUAUAUUUAGGUGGGUUUGACACUGCUCAUGCCGCGGCUAGAGCCUAUGAUCGGGCGGCGAUUAAGUUCCGGGGAGUUGAUGCUGAUAUCAAUUUUGAUAUAAGCGAUUAUGACGAGGAUAUGAAACAGACGAGAAGUCUGGGUAAGGAAGAAUUUGUUCAUAUUCUUCGUCGCCAAAGCACUGGAUUCUCACGAGGGAGCUCAAAAUACAGAGGUGUAACCCUUCACAAAUGUGGUCGAUGGGAAGCUCGAAUGGGACAGUUGCUUGGGAAGAAGUAUAUAUACCUUGGAUUAUUCAGCAGCGAAGCAGAAGCUGCAAGGGCCUAUGACUUGGCAGCCAUGAAAUAUAAUGGAAAGGAAGCAGUAACCAACUUUGAGCCAAGCAGCUAUGAAGAGAAGAUAAUUGUGGAUGAAAAGGGUCAAGAAUGUAUUUCUAUUGCUAUGAAUUCAGGAAGUGGACACAAUCUUGAUCUAAGCCUCGGGAUUUCUUAUGGUUCAAAGGGAAAGGACAAUGAGGGGAGCUGUCAUUUUCUUUGCAACAGAGAGAAACUGGGAGGCGCCACAGAGAAGAAAGUUGAGACAGUUUCUCUGCCAAGAUUUUCGAGCUGGGCAUGGCAAAUGCAAGCCAAUGGCAUUGUUACCCCAAUGCCAGUAUUCUCUACUGCAGCAUCAUCAGGAUUCUCUUCUUCGACAACUACUGCUCCAUCAGCUACCCUUCAACCCAACUGGCAGAACAAUUCUGUCUACAAUCUCAGCCUUCCUUUACAGGCGGCCUCCUCAUCCAAUACCAAGACUACUUCUAACUACUUCAGUUAUAGGAGCUGAAAACCAAAAUGCAGCCAUUUGUCUUUAUGCAUUUAGAAGGUUAGGUAUGGAAGACUAGUUCUUCACCACAAUUCUCUGUACUGUGUAGAGAUGUGUACCAUAUAAUAUUAAGCAUAUAUUGCUUUUGUGUGGUCCAAACAAUUUUUUAUCCUUUUGCAAGGCUUCUGUUAAUAAGCAGGUCCCUGAUUUUGGUCCUCUGGAUUAAUUCAAUACAUCUUAAAAUAGUGCUCCUCA
Alnus glutinosa is the source of this 1858-nucleotide messenger RNA. Its product is annotated as AP2-like ethylene-responsive transcription factor TOE3. Gene Ontology annotation, molecular function: DNA-binding transcription factor activity; DNA binding. Gene Ontology annotation, biological process: regulation of DNA-templated transcription. The transcript has 9 exons. The coding region runs from base 293 to 1624 and encodes 443 amino acids. The record is from RefSeq and is a predicted model, not a curated record. NCBI's taxonomy places the organism in Eukaryota, Viridiplantae, Streptophyta, Magnoliopsida, Fagales, Betulaceae.